Messenger RNA from Tupaia belangeri chinensis (Chinese tree shrew), 1584 nucleotides. RefSeq names its product potassium voltage-gated channel modifier subfamily G member 4 (gene KCNG4). Gene Ontology annotation, cellular component: voltage-gated potassium channel complex; membrane. The transcript has 3 exons. The record is from RefSeq and is a predicted model, not a curated record. Gene Ontology annotation, biological process: action potential; protein homooligomerization; potassium ion transmembrane transport. Gene Ontology annotation, molecular function: delayed rectifier potassium channel activity. Lineage: Eukaryota; Metazoa; Chordata; Mammalia; Scandentia; Tupaiidae. The coding region runs from base 1 to 1521 and encodes 506 amino acids.
AUGCCCAUGCUGUCCGGAGACGGGGGCCUGCUCCCCAGGCACCAUCCCUAUGGCUUCUGCAGCCCCUUGAGCCCGCUCUGGCCUGGCCCCAGGGAGAAGCCAUCCAUCAAGGGCCUUUACUACCACAGGGUCCGGAGGGUGGAUGCCCUGGAUGCCUGCCCGGAGGCGGACCUGAAAAAGGAGAUCCUGGUCAACGUGGGGGGCAGGAGGUACCUGCUCCCCUGGAGCACGCUGGAUGCGUUCCCACGGAGCCGGCUGAGCAAGCUCAGGCUGUGCCGCAGCUCCGAGGAGAUCAGGCAGCUCUGUGACGACUAUGACGAGGACAGCCAGGAGUUCUUCUUCGACCGCAGCCCCAGCGCUUUCGGGGUGAUCGUGAGCUUCCUGGCAGCAGGGAAGCUGGUGCUGCUGCAGGAGAUGUGUGCGCUGUCCUUCCAGGAGGAGCUGGCCUACUGGGGCAUCGAGGAGACCAGCCUGGAGAGGUGCUGCCUGCGGAGGCUGCUGGCCAAGCUGGAGGAGCUGGCCGAGCUGCGCCGCGAGGAGGCGCUGCAGCGGCAGAGGGAGGCCUGCGGCCCGGCCGUGGCCGCCUCGCGCUGGGGCCGCUGCAUGGGCCGGCUGCGUGAGAUGGUGGACAACCCGCAGUCGGGGCUGCCCGGCAAGGUCUUCGCCUGCCUGUCCAUCCUCUUCGUGGCCACCACGGCCGUCAGCCUGUGCGUCAGCACCAUGCCCGACCUCAGGGCCGAGGAGGACAAGGGUGAAUGCUCUCACAAGUGCUACUACAUUUUCGUGGUGGAGACCAUCUGCGUGGCCUGGUUUUCCCUGGAGUUCUGCUUGCGCUUUGUCCAGGCCCAGAACAAGUGCCAGUUCUUCCAAGGGCCCCUGAACAUCAUCGACAUCCUGGCCAUCUCUCCGUACUACGUGUCGCUCGCAGUGUCGGACGAGCCCCAGGAGGACGGCGAGAGGCUGGGCAGCGGCUCCUACCUGGAGAAGGUGGGCCUGGUGCUGCGCGUGCUGCGAGCGCUGCGCAUCCUCUACGUGAUGCGCCUGGCCCGCCACUCGCUGGGGCUGCAGACGCUCGGCCUCACCGUGCGCCGCUGCACGCGCGAGUUCGGCCUGCUCCUCCUCUUCCUGGCCGUGGCCGUCACCCUCUUCUCCCCGCUGGUCUACGUGGCUGAGAAUGAGUCCGGGCGGGUGCUGGAGUUCACCAGCAUCCCGGCCUCCUACUGGUGGGCCAUCAUCUCCAUGACGACGGUGGGCUACGGGGACAUGGUCCCUAGCAGCGUGCCGGGCCAGAUGGUGGCUCUGAGCAGCAUCCUGAGCGGGAUCCUCAUCAUGGCCUUCCCGGCCACGUCCAUCUUCCACACCUUCUCCCACUCCUACCUGGAGCUCAAGCGGGAGCAGGAGCACCUCCAGGCCCGCCUGCGCCACCUCCAGCACUCCCGCACAGCCAGCGAGCACGAGCUGCUGAGCGAUGUGGACAGCCUCGUCCUGGAGGGCCCAACCUCGCCCGGCACGCACACUUAGCUCAGAUCCCUCGGGAGCAGAAGGUGGCCUCAACCCCUCUCCCUCAACCCAAACCAGCCCAAG